AUGUCAUUCCUUUUUAGAAGAUCUACCGAACAACCUCGAGUAAAUGACGAAACAGAUAAAGAGGUAAAAGACGAACCAGAAGAUAAUACUAAGGAAGUAGAAGAAGAAUCGUCCGAUCUUGGAAACGAAAAACAAAAGGAACAACCUAAACCAGUUAAAAGAAGAGGGACAUUUUUCGGUAGUUUACUUGGAAAUGAUUCAAAGAAUAGUUCUUCUACAUCAAUAAACUCAUCCGUUUCCAGUGCUUCUAGUCUGAGUAAAUUACCUCCAUUGGGACCAUUGACACUAACUGGGUACAAAGAAUCGACUCAUCAUCGAUUACUAGAUCCAGAGUUGGCAAAUAAUAUAAGGAAUUUAAUCCCGGCACGAUUUCAAUUGUUUGAUAAUUGGGAGUUGGUGUAUUCGUUAGAACAACAUGGUAUAUCAUUGAACACCUUAUAUCGGAAUUCCAAUCCAGAACAUCAAUUAAGACUACUAAAAAGAAAAAGAGUAGAGAAAGGGUUUGCCGAUUCUAUAGUGAAGAAUAUGGUUGUUGGUGAUACAUCUAGACCCAGAUAUUCAUUUGAACCGAAAAGAUCACAAUCGUAUGUUUUGGUAAUUAAAGAUAAUCAUAAAAACAAAUUUGGUGCUUAUUUAAGUGAGAAUUUAAAACCAAUGGAACAUAGGAGAUAUUAUGGUAAUGGUGAAUGCUUCCUUUGGAAAUGUGAGAAAUAUGAUCCAUCUAAAUUGGAUCAUGCUGUUGAUAAAAAGUUAACUCAAGAUAUUCGAUUCAAAGCAUUUAUGUAUACUGGAAUUAAUGAUAAUAUUAUUUAUUCCAAUCAUGAUUUUAUUGCCAUUGGUUCAUCUAAUGGUCAAAAUGGAUUAUUUAUUGACAAAUCAUUAUUAUCUGGUGUCAGUUAUAGUUGUGAUACCUUUGGGAAUGAAAUAUUGAAUUCGUCACCACAAGAUGCCAAAUUUGGUUCAUUUAAAAUAAAGGGACUAGAGGUUUGGAGAAUAGGUACUUUAGAGUAA
Messenger RNA from Candida dubliniensis CD36, 1011 nucleotides. It is a transcript of the gene OXR1, whose product is annotated as Oxr1p. Gene Ontology annotation, biological process: response to oxidative stress. Gene Ontology annotation, cellular component: nucleus. The transcript has a single exon. The coding region runs from base 1 to 1011 and encodes 336 amino acids. NCBI's taxonomy places the organism in Eukaryota, Fungi, Ascomycota, Pichiomycetes, Serinales, Debaryomycetaceae. The record is from RefSeq and is a predicted model, not a curated record.